Molecule: messenger RNA, 2490 nt
Organism: Diaporthe citri
Lineage: Eukaryota; Fungi; Ascomycota; Sordariomycetes; Diaporthales; Diaporthaceae
Exons: 1
Coding region: 1-2490 (829 amino acids)
Biological process (GO): regulation of transcription by RNA polymerase II
Molecular function (GO): RNA polymerase II cis-regulatory region sequence-specific DNA binding; DNA-binding transcription factor activity, RNA polymerase II-specific
Source: RefSeq, a predicted model, not a curated record
AUGGUUCGCAACGCGCGAUAUGGCGACGGCGUCGCCAAUUCGUCGCGACCGCCUUUGCCUUCUGCCAGGGGCCACUCGCAGUCAUUCACUGCCGGCUCGAACCCCAACAGCGCGCCCAUGCCCAACUUCUCGGGUCAGCGUCGUCGAUCACAACCUGCUUCUUCUAGCUCUCACAAGAAAUCAUAUUCACCUCUCCCGGAGCCGUCAUUCGAUCUCAUGUCGACCUCGGCGCCGUCCCUGUUCGGCGACAUGAACUACCAGAUGCCCGCCCAGCACUUCGACCAGCACCAAGAUUCCAAUCCUAUGAACUCGUCGGGAUCCUAUGACAUAUCCGGGCUGCCAGCGACUACCUUCGCGGGCUCUUUUGACUCCUCAGCCGAUCAUUACCUGACCCACAGUCUGCCCGCAUAUGAGCCAGCGCCGGGCUCUUACAGCAGCACAGACUUCGCUGCCAUGAGCGCUCCUGAGAUGGCCUUCUCACAUCCGGCUCUCGCUCCUAAUUCCACCAAGAUGAACUCGCCUUUUAUUUCGAAUGGUCCAGUCUUGGCUCCACCAGUGUCCAACCGUCCGGCGCCGACAACGGAUUCGAUGAACAAGAACUCGCCACAGACACCACGAAAGAUCAUCAGGUCGAAAUCGGCGGCAGCAGCAUCGCGCAAUCAGCCCUUGCUGCCCGCUCCAUCUAGUGUCAAAACGCCACCUCGUGCUCUUGGCCAACGCGACCCAAAUGCAAAUGCCAUCAAGCGUCACCUGCCCGACUCCCCUACCCUCGAAACGACCUCGCCUAGAAAGGCUCACAAGAGAUCAAAGACGGACGAGCCUGGACGCCAUCGCUCGCCUGUUCCCAUUCCUGAUGCCGAGUCAUUCCCGGCUGUCGACCCUGGAGAGGAAAACAACAAGCCACCGUACACAUACGCUCAAAUGAUCGCACUGGCGAUUUGGAAAGCCCCUGCGCGACGCCGCACCUUGGCCCAGAUCUACGACUUCAUCAGGACGACGUGGUGCUACUAUCGCAAGGACGACACCUGGGAGAACAGCAUUCGACACAAUCUGAGCCUUCACAAGAAAUUCUUCGAAAAGCAGGCGCGGGCUAAGGAUGACCCCGGCAAGGGAAACUACUGGCUCAUCAUUCCUGGAAAUGAGCGCGAGUUGCUCGACGUAUAUCUGAAGGAGAGGUCGGGCACUGAGGGUGCCAUGCUUGGCAAGAGCAUGGCAGUACCCUCGAGUGCUCGGCUGGAACCGUCAGCUCUGCCUCCGCCUCAGAAAGAGCCAGUGUUACCACCUCAGCCGUCUAACUUCCAGCUGCAUCUUCCACCUUUGCCGAAGUUGCAACCACCAGCGCCUGUUCAGCCCGAGCCGUCCUCGGAUGCCACUAUUCCCGCCUCUGAUCAAGCUUUCGAGGAACUCGAAGCGGCGAAUGACCACCAGGAGGAAUACAACACUCUUGAUGCUGCGUUGAGUUCCUCUCCCCCAUCCAUUUCUGGACAUGUGUCUAUCCCAAGUGACACCCCAACCCGCACUGCCAGAGCCGUGGGCUCGUCCGGUCGCACAUCAGGCAACCGCAAGCGUGGCUCAAUGAUUGAUAGUGGCUACAUGACCAAUAUUGAAUCCUCCAUCUUGCGGUAUGGCCAACAAAGACCUCCUGUGUUUUCCUCCGAGGCGGACAUCCACCAGUUUCAGGGUGGCGGACGUGCCGAAGAUGCCAUCAGAAAGCUGCGCGCAUCUUCGCCGGUCAGUCCUUCUAAGCCCAAGUCUCGCAUGCUCCCACCGUCUUCCUCCCCUGUUGGCAAAGGCUCUCCGCUACGCUACCGGACUUCACCUUCCAAGCCGCCUGCGGCAGUCAAGACACCAGCCAACGGGAAGAAGUCUGUCGCACGCCUUACGGGUGCAACAACGCUUGCACCGCCCAAGACGACUUCCAAGUACAACACCUCGCCUAUCCGUCAACACGACAAACUCAGGGCUAACAUCCGAGAGAUGCUGGAAACGCCACAGCAGGUGCGCGACUACAACAAGAAAUUCCCUGGUCGGCAAAGCAAGGCAUCAUUUGCCAUCUGGGAAGAUGAGGCGUCGGCCCCAGAGUCAGAAUCCCCUCUAGCCAAUUCGGCCGGGAGAAUGCUCGACGAGAUCAUGAGUGAGAAGCGGAACCGAAAACCGGCCGCUUCUCCCUUCAAGUUUGCGUCUCCUCUCAAGGCCUUCCCGCUCUUCCCACCCAUCGACGAGAACACUGCAUGGAACCUUACAUCCCCCAGCAAACUAUUGUCCUCUCCAAGCAAAUACUUGCCCGAGGUCAGCAAGCUUCCAGAAUAUGAUUCAGAGAACUGGAUCAUCUCUGAGAACGUGAGUGGCUUGGACACCGAGAUAGAUCUUGAGAACUUUGGGUCUGAUGACUCGAACGCACUGGAUCUCACUCAAACCUUCCGAAGCAUCGGCGAAGUUCCCACUGGUGCUGAGGCGUAUGGUCCUGCCACUCUGCACCGAUUUGGCUAG